This is a messenger RNA of Cynoglossus semilaevis (tongue sole), 4978 nucleotides long. It is a transcript of the gene fam131aa, whose product is annotated as family with sequence similarity 131 member Aa. NCBI's taxonomy places the organism in Eukaryota, Metazoa, Chordata, Actinopteri, Pleuronectiformes, Cynoglossidae. The record is from RefSeq and is a predicted model, not a curated record. The transcript has 8 exons. The coding region runs from base 445 to 1410 and encodes 321 amino acids.
GAUUGCUGAUGGGUUAGAGUGAAAUGAUGAGAUGAUGAGAAGCUGAACAUGAUGAACUCCAGGCAGCCUUUUCUUGAUGAUUGCUUCUUCGAGGAGAAGGGAGCGGGAGGAGGAGCAGAGAGACGAGGAGGAUGUGACACCGCCUUACAUUGAUGACGCGAAACAUCGGGAGAUUUUUUUUUUUUUUUUUUUUGACACGCUGUGCGUAUUAACCCACGCAGGGAGCAACAAAUGGUGCUGGAGUUGAGGAGAAGCUCCAAAGACGUGAAUUCAGCUGCCGAGGAUGCUGCAGCAUCGCUGAGGCUCACAGAGCGUCACUGAGGCUGCAGCGACGGGACGAGCUGAGCGCUGUCAUCUGUUGAUCGGAUUAAAGACUGAAGAUUAUCAGCAAAUUACCAUGAGCUGCCGCGCUGAGGCUGACAGGUGAAAUUUGAGGAGAUUGAAAUGAUCCCCAAGUCAGGAAAAUCUCCGGCAGACUCGCGGAAAAGCGUCGGAAUCCAUGAGUUUGCAGCACUGGCCAGAUCGUCCUUAAAUGGUAUCUCACAGGUGGUCAAGGACCAUGUGACGAAGCCAACCUCCCUGGCCCAGGGCAGGGUGGCCCACCUCAUAGAGUGGAAAGGUUGGCCCAAACCUGCAGACCCUCCACCCACUGCGCACUCGCACUUCAGCUCUUACUGCCAUCUGACAGAAGGAGAGAAGGAGGCUCGCUUUGCUGCAGGUGUGGCUGAGCAGUUUGCCAUCGCUGAAGCCAAGCUUCGUGCCUGGGCGUCUCUGGAUGAUGACGAUGAAGAAGACUCCAACGAUGAAGACUUACACAGCAACGAACAAACUCACACCUUCUGCUACCAGAGAUCAGACACCCUAACAUCCAAUCCUAUCACCGGAGUGCCAUGCCAGUCUGACGUGGACAGCAGUGAGACACGACCCUCUGACAGUUGCUUGGGCUCGAGUAGCAGCAGCAGCAAUGGCAGCAGCAGUGGCAGCAGCAGUGGCAUCCCAGCAUCAUACAUUGACCCACCAUCAUCCCAGACCAAUUCUCCCAUUUCCCCCGGCGACUGUCUCAGUCCAUUCCUGGAAGGAGAGUUGAGGCUGGACGGCCGGGGGCAGCGGGCAGCCUCAGUGGAGGAGCAGCAGCACCAUCAGGUUUGCCCUCCGCACAAGCAAGAGUGGAAACCCCCGUGUCGGAGCGGCAGGUUUGACUCCUGCUAUUCCACCUCCCACUCCGAGUCUCCUGGAGAAGAGGAAGAGGAGGAUGAGGAUGAGGAAGGCAGCGUGUUCCAGGAGGUGCGGCUGUGGCAAUACAGAAGCUUCUUCUCUGACCGGGCUUCUUCUGGAGUGGCUUCGUUUGACGAGGAGGAGGAAAGGGAUGAAAUGGAGGAGAAGAAAGAAGAAAAAGAAUAUUUGAUGUGAUGUGUUGCUCACAGUUCUGUGUCUUUAAGUCUGUGGUGAUUCUGGUUAUGAAAUCAUCUCUUCCUCUCAUCUUUCCUCCUCUUCUCACUGCCUCAGCCUCCAGACCUUUCACAUUCCAAUCCUGAUCCAUUGUUUUAUUGCUGCUGUAGACAUGAAAUAUAAUGGAAAAGUCAAUCUGAAUGUAAAGCUGUUGUUCAAAAAUGAGUUUUUGUACAUUUCCUCGUGAAGAGUGUGUUGUGCGUGUUGCUAUUGCAUUGGUUUUCUAUGGACGUUUUGUAGUGUUGUUUUAUUCUGGGUCAUGCUGUGUCAUGCUGGUCAGGCCAUGUUUGAUACUGGUUGUGUGAAUGUCUUCAAAUACACAGUAAAUAUAAUCAUUUUUGGACAAAACUCUUGUUGGUAUUUCUCGUAUUUUUUGCACAAACAAAAGUAAAAAACCCACUCGUCUCUGAAAAGGUGUUUCUCCUCAGUUUAAUCACUCACUCAUGUACAAAGUGUCCUCUGAAAAAUAACGAUGGCUGUUGAAUUUCAAAUGCAUAAUUCUCCUCUGUACACAAUGCGUAUUUAAAUAUCAUGUGUAUUGUCAUAUAUACAAAGCAUGUACAGACCAGUGUCGUAUAAAGGGAAAUACUACAGACUUAUUGCUUAACUAGAUACGCUGCAGAUUCGCUUUUAACACUCCACGUUUAACUUUAUACAUUCAAUGACAAGCACGAGUUCACAUUUUAAUAGGCAAACAAAAUAAAACGAGGUCAGUAGGUCAUUGCACAAUGUUUUUUUUUCUUUUUUUACACAGACAGAAAAAUGAGCCAGAAAUGGAACGCCGCACUGAGACCAAAUCAGAUUUAAAUACGGCUUAAAAUCAUCACAUGAAGCUAAAAAUGCUAACAAGGACUCACUCUAUCUAUGUCUCUCACACAUUAACACACACACACACACACACACACACACUCACUUAAACUUGCAGCUCAACAACAGUUUCUGGACUUGUGUCUCACUCCUGUGCUUCAUAAUGUAGUUACAGUUAUCAUCACUGCAUUGGUGCCAUGUGAUGUUCAGUGCUUGUGUGUGUGUGUGCAUGACACAUGUGUUUGUGUGCUCUCUUCAACUGGAGCAACAGGCCACCUAACCUAUUUUUCUUGGCCCACAUACAGCAACGAAUUAAGAGUCAUUAUUGGCCCACAUUUGAUAUCCUGAAUCUGGGCCAAAAAAGUUGAGACUGUCUCGUGGCCCAAUUGGUUUGAAUGUGACUGACAUUAGAAAUCUUGACUUUUAGGAGCAUCAUCAGACCUGUGAUCUUUUCAUUAAAAAUCCAAUUCAAAAUGAUCUAAAGAUCACUGUAGGUCUGAGGGUCAGAGCAGAGAAUAUGACUGGUUGUUCCAUUUUGUUUUCUGAGACAAUAUCAGUCAGAUGACCUGUCAAGACCACUGUUUCCCAAAGACUGGGGAAAAAAGGUUUGGGAAACACUAGUCUAGAUCAACACCUGGAGGUUACAGUAUGGUCCACUUUGUGUCCAUGAUGCACCGAAUUAUCAUUUGAGCUAAGCCUUCUGAUUGGUUUGCUUUGUCUACUUGAGAGAAUUUUCAGUGACAGGUUUGGCUUGUUUACAUAUCCACCAAAAUACACUGAACCACCGUGCUGUUCUUCACAGAGGUUGACAGGGAGUGCGGAAACGCCAUUAGUGAUCCAGGAAACACAUUAAACACAGCAAAUUAACACAGCAGAAGAUGUAGGAGCUGCUUUAAUGAAGGACUGCCUCCAGUUCUCACAGGUAUUUACCCCUUAAAAGCCAUUGUGCGGUAAAUUACAGCCAUGGUAAUUACAAUGUGCUUCAGCGUGCAGUGCAGCCCUGCACCGACCUGUGUGGCCUCAACUCAAGCUGCCUUUGGUGUGUGAUGAGGUGGUGAGUGGAUGAAGCCCAGCUGAUCCAAGACUAUAUGUGAUGUACAGAACUCAUUUCCAGAAACUGCUUGUCCAAAUCAUAGUGAAUUACACGAUUUAGAGUUUGUGACUACGCUGUAUUGACAAUGACAUUUUUAAUUUUAGAGACAUAUGCUCCUGUGAAGAUGUCUGUGAUUUCACAGCACGGGAACUUCAGACUUCAUUCUGUACAAGUAUGUGGCUUUAGGUACAGUGGUCUGUUCGACUGGUCCGUCUGCGGCCCUGAUUUAUCUCCUGGUUAAAAAGGUCAGCUGCAUCAGAAAGUGCAGCAUCUGACCACAACGAUCACAUGACAAUUGUUGAGCAGCUGAAGUUAAACCAGAAUGCAUGUGCAGUGUUUGGACAGUCAGGUUCCAAUAAAUAACAUAAUGAACAGAACAAACUGUAACAUUCCACUUUCCACUUUCCAUUUACCAAAUUAAAUUAAAGUUGAGGUGCAUUAACAAAUAAAUUGUCAGUAUUUUUUGCACAUUGUUUUCAUCGUCAUUUCAUCAGUUUCUCUGAAAAUGAGUUUCCCAGAAAUCAGUCUUUGGCAGUGACGUAGAUGUACUGAUGAAAACACUCGUUACUCACAUCAGUAAAUGUGCUCCACAGUCUCAUACACUGUAACACCAGUUUAUUAUCAUUCAGAAAGUCCACAUCAUAGACCUUCUGCUCAGUAAGGGUUUCUUAUUUUGUAGAAAACAGGAGCAUCGUGUGCUUCCAGUGUUUUUUGUUUUUUUUUGGGUCAUCUGUGCUUUUAUUUUCUAUUUUUAAAAUUAACCUCAUUUCAUUAAAACCACCUGGAGUCAUAUUGUUUGUUGUUGGAAAAUUAUGUCUCAAAGACUGGAAAUGUUUCCGGUAUGGCACAUACACACACACAUUGUUGUAUUCACAACCACACAAACAUUUGGGUAUGUUUCUAACUUCUUAUUGUCACAAAAUAAUAUUAAAAGACCAGAGCUGUUUUACUUUUCAACAAAUGAUUAAAAUGUGGAUUUUUUUCCCCUCCGACACCAUGGAUUUCUACGAAUAUUGAAAAAACAAAACAAAACACAGGAAUCCAUCAGUUUUGCCAUCAGCCUACUGAGAUUAAAGUUCCACUGAGUCUGGAAUCAAUCACACAGCGCUCAGGUUAAUACAGGUCUGUACUAAUAGACAUUCCAUUCAGCUACAGUCUGUCUCUGAUGAGCAGGUCUGUCUGCCUCUCUGCCCUUCUGGGCUAAUUAGUAUCAUGAGGCUCACUUGUUGCCCUGUUCAUUAGUCUCACUCGUCUCACCUGGUGCCCUGGGCAUAUACACCUCUCUCCCUUACUCAGUCUGUGCUGGGUUGCUGUAUGUUGGUCAUAGAAGAGUCCUGCUGGUUCCUGUGACGACGGUUCAAUUCCUUCUGUUCCUGCCUGACCCUGUCUCUCUGCUGGACAUAGAGAGCUCUGAGAACUUCACCACUCCGUUCAGGAGAGCUGCAGCUGUCCCGUUCUACUCCUAAUGACGCACCAGACUGCCAGAGAUGUUUGCUCCACCAGCUGGAAAGGUGCAGGAUCUAUCUUGCAGUUUUUAAAAUCCACUGGCAGAUCCAGCUGCUGCUCUUCCCACUCUGCUAUCUGGGAAAUGACAAGAAGAAAAAAAAAAUUGAAAUAAAUGCUUUCUAU